AUGGACUCACUCGCUUCCACCUCUUUUGAUGCCUACAAUGCACGUCUUCAAGCAUCAGCAUUGACCGCGACGCGCAAAUCUGCGGGUCUACCAGCUGACCUUGCUUUUCAUCGAUCAAUGGACAGAGAUCUCGAACAAGAACUGGACGCAUUUUCUCAACGAGUCCUUGGCGUAACCAACAAGCUUCUUGGGCUUGUAUCAACGCAGAGUCGUAAAGGAAAGGCCAAAUUGGAGAAUGAAGACGAUGUGGUGGACAACUUUCAUGCUCUUGUUGUGGACUCGAUGGAUCAAUUACUGGAAAGGACGGAUAUCUGCCUCGAUGAAUUCUGGGGAAAAAACAAGGCCCCUGCGAUCGCCAUUAACCCGCCUAAACCAAAGAAAUCCCAUACUGGAGAAAAAGGACAUGUCGUGCAGCACGCUGCCAACCUUUCAAAACCACAGCUACUUUUCCCCAAGAAAGCUGACAACUCCGAUUCGCCAUGGUAUCCAACACUGUCCCACAAAUACAACGCAAAAGUACCUCUCGGACACAUCUAUACUGACGAAAACGACACCGGAAUUAUUUCCAACCAUCCGUAUCGAUACGAAAUCACACACCUCAAUUACCCCCCGCGGAUGUUCACCCAGUGCACGCCCAUUCAACCACCAUCUCUUGAGGAUACCCAAGCAACAUGGGUCGGAACUAAAGAAGACUUCGCUCGCAUGUUGGACAAAUUGCGCAAGGCAACGGAAAUUGCAGUCGAUCUGGAACACCACAGCUACCGCUCGUACUCGGGAUUCCUGUGCCUCAUGCAGAUCAGCGACAGAGAGGAGGAUUGGAUAAUCGAUCUUUUGACACUGCGGAGUGAGAUUGAGAGCUUGAACGAGGUGUUUACGAAUCCAGAAAUUGUUAAGGUCUUCCAUGGUGCAGAUAGCGAUAUCGUGUGGUUGCAGCAAGACUUCAACGUAUACAUCGUCAACCUCUUCGAUACGUUCCAUGCAUCCAAACUUCUAGAAUUCCCUCGACAUGGACUGGCCAACCUCCUCGAAAUGUAUUGCGAUUUCGUCCCAGACAAACGAUAUCAACUGGCCGAUUGGCGAAUUCGCCCUCUUCCCGAAGACAUGCUCAAGUAUGCUCGCUCAGACACUCACUUCUUGUUGUACAUCUACGACAACCUUCGGAACGCACUUUUGGACCGGUCGAGGUCCCAGUCCCAGUCCCGAGCGGCCUCGGCGUCGCCACCGCCACUCGCUUCCUCUUCGACACCAUCACCACCACAGGGGCUGCUCGAUGAAACUUUAUCGCGCUCAGCUGAAACUUCGCUGAGAGUUUAUUCGAAAGAACCUUACGACGCUACAGAUGGGACCGGCAGCGGAGGUUGGGACACACUUGCAAAAAAGUGGAACAAAGUCGCGUUGACUGCGGGGGGACCCGGGGUUGGUGUCGGUGCUCUGCAGAGAGAGGUUUACAAGAGCGUACAUGGAUGGAGAGAGCGUGUUGCUCGAGAGGAAGAUGAAAGUACAAGAUACGUGUUACAGAACCAUGCCUUGUUUCUCAUUGCGGAGCAACCUCCCGCGGAUAUGGCAGCAUUACUGGCUCUAUUCAGAUCGUCUGUUCCGCCUGUUGUGAAAAGACGAGCCAGAGAAUUAUUGAGUGUCAUCAAAGAUUCGGUAAAGCGAGGCAUGGUCGUGUCCCGUAUGAGUGGUCAGGGUAGCGCAGAUGAUCGACCAGAGCCCGUGCCCCAAGCAGAAGAAAAAAGGAAAGACGUCGUAAUGCUCGAGGCAGAAAUGAAGAAUUUAGAGAAAGACGAAACACCCUCGACGAGUAUCUGGGGUCAAUGUGUGUCGUUUAUACCUUCCCAUUUCGGUGCGCGUGGAGCUAAUAUUGCAACAGCGGUGGACCAAGGACAUUCGACGUCUCGUUCUACGUUGUUUGGGACCACCAGAUCCUCCUCGAAAGUUCCUAUUGCUUCUGCUAGGUUCGCAACAUCUGUGAGCACGUUGUUCGGCAACGGAGUUGGAAAGAAGGCAAGUGCGAUUUCGUCUGCUGCAUCUUCGGGACAUCGUUCUGGCCACCCCCAAUUUGACGAUUUAGUAGCAAAAAUUAAUCGCAGCUUCUCCAUGGCCCCUGCUAUUCCUCAGGUGGGAAUUGCCUCGCUCCAAGCGGCUGUCGAUACCCCAGCUGAGCCUUCCAUCAAGGAAGAAGGAGCAUCAGGCAUGCAGGUUGAGAUUCCAUACGUGGCUCCGGCUCAGCGUCAAAGCAAACCAAUCAAAGAGGAAAAGGAUACCAUCGUCGUUGUCGGUCAAGCCAGGCAGAAGCGUAAACGUAAAGAAGCCAAAGCUACCUUUACAGCGGGAGGCGAUCUCAACGACUCUGCGAGCAAAGAUGAGAGAGUAGCUAAGUUAGACUCUGACAAACCAGCAGAGAUGGAGCAUUUCGACUUCUCGGCUGUACCUAACAUCCUUGACGAUAAUCCUGAUCUUGAAGAUAGGAAAAAGAAGCGACAAAGGAAGCAACCUGCCAAAGCAGGAACUUUCUAUGGCGAUUUCCCCGCACCCCCAAAAGCACACAGUGAAUUAAAAAGUGGAAAUCAGUCGCAUACUUUCAAGUGA
Molecule: messenger RNA, 2592 nt
Organism: Psilocybe cubensis
Lineage: Eukaryota; Fungi; Basidiomycota; Agaricomycetes; Agaricales; Agrocybaceae
Exons: 10
Coding region: 1-2592 (863 amino acids)
Biological process (GO): nuclear polyadenylation-dependent snoRNA catabolic process; TRAMP-dependent tRNA surveillance pathway; poly(A)-dependent snoRNA 3'-end processing
Cellular component (GO): nucleolus; nuclear exosome (RNase complex)
Molecular function (GO): nucleotide binding; nucleic acid binding; 3'-5'-RNA exonuclease activity
Source: RefSeq, a predicted model, not a curated record